Messenger RNA from Penicillium maclennaniae, 399 nucleotides. RefSeq lists its product as uncharacterized. The transcript has a single exon. NCBI's taxonomy places the organism in Eukaryota, Fungi, Ascomycota, Eurotiomycetes, Eurotiales, Aspergillaceae. The record is from RefSeq and is a predicted model, not a curated record. Bases 1 to 399 code for a protein of 132 amino acids.
AUGAGUGUAUCCAUUAGCCCACUCCGCUUAUCCCUCGGAUGCUCCAAGAGCAGCUUGUUGGCGCGGGCCCAGAGCCAGCCUCCACUCCCCACCCGCACACUAUCUGCUAUUCCCCGCACUCCACACCGACAAUGCGCACUACCGUCGGCGUCAUCCACAUUCACAACACAUGCCAGCCGCAUGAACGAAACACACGAACAGCCUAAACGGGGCUCAGAUCUGGGCUCGAAGCCCUUUGACUCUCAACUGGCCAUGAAUUUCGAGAGUUUGGCCUUUCGCAAGAAACUCAAGCUUCUUGUGCUUGUCAUGUUGGGGACAUCUGCUGUCAUCGAGACUUUGAUCUGGGGUGAACAUGCGUGGGUAUGGUGGAAGGGUGAUGAGGGUGAUAGAAUUGAUUAA